GCCAACCCGAGGGCGGGGAGGAGCGGGCGACGCUGCCUCUUCCCGGUUGCGGAGAGGCCCGAGCACCUGCGGGCAGCGGCGUGCUCUCCUGGCCAUGUCGGAGCCUCUGCCCGCGUUUCUCCUCCGGCUUUGGGGGCCCCAGUUGGGUACUCGGACCCCGCCUCUGCGGGGGCUUGUCGCCGCCUCCCCUUCCAAGAGUUUUCUUGGAGGCUUUUUUGGUCCCAUUUGUGAGAUCGAUGUUGUCCUUAAUGAUGGGGACACCAGGAAAAUGGCAGAAAUGAAAACUGAAGAUGGGAAAGUAGAAAAACACUAUCUUUUCUAUGAUGGAGAAUCUGUUUCAGGAAAGGUAAACCUAGCCUUUAAGCAACCUGGAAAGAGGCUAGAGCACCAAGGAAUUAGAAUUGAAUUUGUAGGUCAAAUUGAACUUUUCAAUGACAAGAGUAACACUCAUGAAUUUGUAAACCUAGUCAAAGAAUUGGCCUUACCUGGAGAACUGACUCAGAGCAGAAGUUACGACUUUGAAUUCAUGCAAGUUGAAAAACCAUAUGAAUCUUACAUUGGUGCCAAUGUCCGCUUGAGGUAUUUUCUUAAAGUGACAAUAGUAAGAAGACUGACAGACUUGGUAAAAGAGUAUGAUCUUAUUGUUCACCAGCUUGCCACCUAUCCUGAUGUUAACAACUCUAUUAAAAUGGAAGUGGGCAUUGAAGAUUGUCUACAUAUAGAAUUUGAAUAUAAUAAAUCAAAGUACCAUUUAAAGGAUGUGAUUGUUGGAAAAAUUUACUUCUUAUUAGUAAGAAUAAAAAUCCAACAUAUGGAGUUACAACUGAUCAAAAAAGAAAUCACAGGAAUUGGACCCAGUACUACGACAGAAACAGAAACAAUUGCCAAAUAUGAAAUAAUGGAUGGUGCACCAGUAAAAGGUGAAUCAAUUCCCAUAAGACUAUUUUUAGCAGGGUAUGACCCAACUCCAACAAUGAGAGAUGUGAACAAAAAAUUUUCAGUAAGGUACUUUUUGAAUCUAGUCCUUGUUGAUGAAGAAGACAGAAGGUACUUCAAGCAGCAGGAGAUCAUUUUAUGGAGAAAAGCACCUGAAAAACUGAGGAAACAGAGAAUAAACUUCCACCAGCGAUUUGAGUCUCCAGAAUCACAGGCAUCUGCUGAACAGCCUGAAAUGUGAACUAUUGAAUAAGAGAAAAAAAAAAAAACAAAAAUCUCCUGUAACCGUUGAGAUUAAGUUCAGCAGAUUAAAGAUGGUUGCACCACGUAGGGGGAAAAAGGCCAAAACUCCAUUUAUAAUAGUCUUCCUUUAUCUUACAGUGCUGCAUAUAUUUUAUGAUGUAACUAAAUAUUCUUCAUGUAUAUACAUUUAAAAAAGUGCUUUCUUUGAAACACUGGAACUUUCUUAAGCUGCUUUUUUUUUUUUUAAACUGCACUUUGAUUUGGUGAUAAGCACUCAGAUAUGCCUAAGCAUAAACAUUAAAGAUUUUCCUGUGAGUAGGCUGGUAUUUAUAAUUUUGCUUUCUUUCUGCAUAGUGUUGAUUAUUAAUCUUUUUUCUCCCUUUUCAUGCUAAUGAUUACUUCUUAUUCUCUACAUGCAAAUUAUUUUAUAUUCAAAUAAAAUUAGAAAACUUGAUUAGCCCUUAUAUUGUACAAAGAUUUAAAAGAACAUUUCAUUUUUUUUUUUAACUAAAUUGUUUCUACAUAAGUUUGAGAAACACAUAUGGAGUGUUCUGAGUCUACCAUUCCAUGGCUUCCUGAAUUUGUAUCCUCUUAAAAGUUUUCUGUCCUAUGAAUAUUAAAUUUUUUUUCAAAGGAUUAUGUGGCAUGUUUUUGUGACCUUUCUGUCUCCUUUUUGCCACAAUAAGUAACCAUUAUGCUACGUUCCAGCAGUGCCACUAUAUGUUUUGUGCAAUGUGGAAUUGACCCUAUGUUGGUGUUUAAGAAUUUGUUGAACUGUAUAAUUUUUCCAUAAAUACUCUGAAACAGGUAUGUGUAUUUUUUUAAUUUAAGGAAUCUUUUUGCCACAUAUACACUAUUUUCUUGACCUCACAAAUUUAUUCUCUUCACUUCUCAGGUGAAAAUUUUGGGAUGGGGGGACUCAGGAGCAUGUAGAUAUCCAGAUCUGGAUAAUUUCAUGUUUGGUAAACUGGAACUUUGGCUACUCAAACUCAAAUUUAAACCUCACCCACCAGUUUGAAUUUUUUUAACAGUAAAUUCAAGUCAUUUGUUCAAAAUCUCUGAAAAAGAAGGUGGCAGUCAUCUGUGUGAAUGGGAUCUGAUCUCAAAUACAGUAAAUGUGGGAUGUAGAUACCAAAACGAAGCCCACUGUGUGGAAACUACUUUCAUUUACAGUUCAUUCGUUUUUGUACCAAUAUUUUUUAUAUACUUCAGUGCAAGUCUUGUCAGUUAACCUUACUUUAAGUAAGCUAAAUAAUCCAAAUUAAUUUCCUUAAAGCUGUUUUACUACAAUAGCACUUUGAUAAAAUGGUCGAUAACCACCUUCUCUAUUGGCGAAAAGUUCCAUCCCGGAGCAUCUAUUUUAAAUGUAGAUAUCUGUGAAUGGUAACGUUUUCCUUCAUGUAAGUGCCUGUUCAAAGUUUCAAAAUUUAAACAAUGCCAAAUAUUUUCAUGAUCACUUGCAUGUAGUAAUUAAAAAUUAUUCAAAGAAAAAAAAUUAUUCAAAGAAAUUUUGAAAACCAUUUGUAUUUAACCAGCCUCAAAUUGUGCAACCAUGAUGUAUAAAAAAUAAUUUGAAACAGAUCCUGAGCUUGCUCUUUGAAUGAUUAAAAUAGCUCUAUUCUCAAAUCUUUUCUCAUUGUCAGAUUUAUUGUUGAGGAUGAGAUUGCUGUAUAGUUUAGGAAGCUAUAAUUGUGAUAAGUUUUUAUAAAUAUUACCUACUUACAUUUUAAAAUGCUUAGUUAGCUGGCUUACAGUAUGGUCUGUACUAUAUACACAGGAUGCUUACUUUUGCUUGAGACUUUCUGCUUGCAUGACCAAUUUGAAAAAUAAAAAUUUAAAUUGA
Messenger RNA from Choloepus didactylus (southern two-toed sloth), 3022 nucleotides. RefSeq names its product VPS26, retromer complex component A (gene VPS26A). NCBI's taxonomy places the organism in Eukaryota, Metazoa, Chordata, Mammalia, Pilosa, Megalonychidae. Gene Ontology annotation, biological process: retrograde transport, endosome to Golgi; intracellular protein transport. Gene Ontology annotation, cellular component: endosome; retromer complex. The record is from RefSeq and is a predicted model, not a curated record. The transcript has 9 exons. The coding region runs from base 95 to 1177 and encodes 360 amino acids.